CCAAUACUGCAAUUUGUUACAAACGUUUGAUAAUUACAUUAACAUUCCGCGUUCGAGCGUUCCUUCCUACUGCACAAUUAUGAACAUUGUGCACCUUUCAAAAGAAGUAGCCUCUGAAAUGUGAUCUCUAAACAUUGUAAUGUGUAUAUUAGUGAACAGAUUUGAGCCAAAUCUCAGUAGACAAUCGUGGACGACGCAGAAAUCGUUCAUAAGGCAUCAAACUUGCCUCUGUAUGUUUGAAAUCUUCUAGUGUACCCACUUCACAUAGUAUCGGGUCCGCUGUGUACUGUAUGUGAUAGAAUUCGAAGUCAAACGUCGAAGUUAAACGCAACCGUUUCUAGUCGCUGCGAUGGACAGAAGGAAAGCAGAUUGAAGUCUACAUUACCUAUAGUGUACAUUCCGGUGAAGUUAAUCCGUUAACGUCGAGCCUUACGAUUGACGAGGCUUCUAUAUAUUCGAUUACGAUGCUUAUCGGAUCGAAUGGAGUGUGUCUUCGACAGGGACGGAGAGCCGACUCGACGGAGUUGUCAGGAGUCGCACUUCAUGGGGACAAGCCCUUCCCAUCACAGCCGUCUACAUUUAGCAAGUUUUGUUGCUUCCGACGGAAAACUGCGUCGUUGAAGAGUGGAUAACAGCGCAGAUGGUUAGUGUAUCGACGUGACAAGUGUCACUCCACAUGGGCCUCGACUGGAAGGAAAGUGCACGAGCGCUUCGAACAGCUCGAGUCCGAUGGAUCAGAGACCUAAGCCGUUUCCUGGCGACAAGUGUCCAGCGUAGUGAGAUCUAGAUACGCGUCCGUAGCCCUUGAGCCCACUCUUCGUCAUUACAUAGGACUCUGUUUCCGACGUGCUCUUCAUCUCUGAUUGCAUUGCACUCUGAAGUCGAUCCUGCACUCAGAGAAAUCUCCACGACCUUUUCAAUAGGUUCAGAUUUCAGGAAUGGCUUCCAGCCAGUCAACCCGCAAGGGAUACGACACCGUCGCACAGAAGGCCGAAGAAUUGAAGCGCAGCGCAUCGAGCACUGCGGAACGCACGAAGCAGUUUGGCGCCGAGAAGGCAGAGCAGGCGAAGCAAUUCGGGGCGGAGAAAUCAGGACAAGCGCAAGAGACUGCGUCCUCUGCAGCCGGCACGGUUCAGCAGACGGCUCAAAAUGCUUGGAAUCAGACCAAGCAAGCGGCGGGCAAUGCGAGCGGAUACGUCCAGGACAAGGUGGGCCAAACCACUCAGUACGGAGCAGAUUCCAUGCAGUCCGUCAAGCAGACCACUGCCGACGCCGCCUCUGCUGUACAGAGCAAAGCCGUCGGAGCUAAAGACAUCACGGUUGACAAGGUAGUGCAAGGCAAGGAUUUUACCGUCGAGAAGGCUCGACAGGCAGGCCAAUACAUGUCCGACUCUGCCGUAUCCGCCAAGGACACCACUGCGAGCUACUUGCAAAACGGAGUGGAUGUUGUGAAAGGAGCCGUGCUGGGCGUCAAAGAUGCCAUUUCUACUGGAAACUACAAAAGCUGUCACCAGAGAACAUGCUGGACGGCGAAAUCUUACAUAUCAUGCGUGGCUCGUGCGAUCUACGAAUCGAAAGCGUCAAAUGAACUUGAUUCGUCAAACAGAAUCAUAACUUCGGCUCAACUCUGCCCAAAAAAUACAAUUCCCAGCAAAAUGUAAAUUGAAAAUUGAUCGGUGAUGUAUUACCCUGCAGAAAUGUAUGUCCAGGAAGCGUAGUGAUUGGCGAGCAUUCGAUGGCGUGCGUCUUCCUCCAAGUUGUCCAUGCAGGGCUCCAGGCUUCCAUCUGCACUGAAUUGAAGGGCAGAAAAUUUAAACUGCCAAAAUUUGUCAAAAGCUGCUUAAUCCAGAUCGAAAUUCACUCACAUGAGUUUUUUUUUUCCCUGCAAUCGUCCACGACGGUAGUGGUAGUUACUGGCAGAUGAUUGAUUGACUUCUUCAGAAUGGUGUCCUCUCUUGUAGACAUGAUAGAUCCGUAUCUGGAACGACACCCAUCGGAAACUGCUUCUUUCAUUGUAAUGCAAACGAUCAGGAUAUGAACGAAUGCGCAGCGGCUUUACCUGGGAUUUCAUGCCUUUGAAAUAUUUCAGAUUCCACUGCAAAUACAAGCUAAUUCUAACGUGCAAAUU
This is a messenger RNA of Marchantia polymorpha subsp. ruderalis, 2128 nucleotides long. Lineage: Eukaryota; Viridiplantae; Streptophyta; Marchantiopsida; Marchantiales; Marchantiaceae. The record is from the annotation of a GenBank genome assembly.